AUGUUUAGAGAUCAACUGUUUACAAGGAAAAAUGCACUGUUCCAACGGGGUGAAACCUUCACAAGUAACCCUGUGGAACAGUUUAAUGCAAAGAUCACAGAAGAAAGAUCUAUGAAUAAGACUUUUUUGAUUAUUAGUAAUUGUAUUAUUGCUCAAGAGUUGCAAGUUAAUCAAAUUAAGAAUCUUCAAAGAAAAACUUUAGGUGGAGAUGAUGAAAAGAUAGAGAUGUGCAAAUUAGCAAGAGUUGAAAUCUGGUUAAGAUUAAAACUUGCUAGGUUUUUUACCGUUGUUGAACUUGCAAAGGAUAAAUAUAAAGUCUACAUUUCACAAGAAACCAAGAAAAACUUUGAAUUUAAGAAUUUCAAGACCAUUAUUGCUGACGAAUAUAUCAAAUUAAAGAGGAACAAUACCUACCUCAAUUUCCGUCAUCAGUUUUGGCUAGAAAUGUAUGAGAAUGAAUCCGUGGUUCACCUAAGAUCAGAACCUGGAGUAGGAAAGGUUCAGACUAAAUCAUGCUCCAUAUGCCUAUCCAAUCAUGCUUAUAUUUCAAAUUGUUUACAUAUAAUAUGCACUCUAUCAUACAUUAGUGGAUCUGGAUUGCAAGUUAAAGACCCUGGUAAUAUAUUAGAAAAAUAUUUUGGGACCCAUAUGGAAGCUGGUACAGACUUGGCACUAACUUAUAAAAUGUUGAUUGAAGAUCAACAACUAUUUGAGAUAAUUGGGAUCAAUCAGAAGUAUUUGAAUGAUAUAGAUACCAAUAAAAUGUCUGAUAACAAAUUGAUUUUGCUUCCAAAAAGCAUCACAAUCAGAAGAAAUAGCUCCAGGGUUAAAGAGUUGAUAACCCCAAUACCACUUGAUGAAAAUGCCAAACAACAAGAUUUAAACAGAAGAUUGGAAAAAAGAAAAGCAGAUAAUAGAGAUUAUUAUAGGGGCUCAAGAAAGAAGAAGGCGGUUAAACCUUUGUUUAGAAGAACAUCAAAGCGUAAGUCAAAAACAAAUCAAGUGAUGGCAUGUGUGGCACCUGAUUCUAGUUAUGACAGACCAAGCCAAUUAGACCAUGGGAAAGGGUACACAAGCCAGCAAUUGGAGAACCCCAAAAGCGUUCCAAUCCGCAUGGAACUUAGACAAUAA
Molecule: messenger RNA, 1131 nt
Organism: Hansenula ciferrii
Lineage: Eukaryota; Fungi; Ascomycota; Saccharomycetes; Phaffomycetales; Wickerhamomycetaceae
Exons: 1
Coding region: 1-1131 (376 amino acids)
Source: RefSeq, a predicted model, not a curated record